AUUGGCGUACGUGGCCCUCCUUACCGUUUCAUCCUCCCAACAGCCCUGCGAGCACUGGCUGAAAUUCUCAGCGUCAAAGACAUCAGCGGCCGGAAACUGUUCUAUGUCCACUACAUUGAUUUUAAUAAGCGUCUGGACGAAUGGGUGACCCACGACCGGCUCGAUCUAAAGAAGAUCCAGUUCCCCAAAAAGGAAGCUAAGACUCCCACCAAGAAUGGACUGCCAGGGUCCCGGCCCAGCUCUCCGGAACGUGACGUGAGGAAGACCUUGGAUCUGUCUCUCCAGCCAGCCGCAACUCCAUCCAGCGGUAAAACCCUGCCCAUCCCGGUGCAGAUAACCCUCCGCUUUAACCUACCUAAAGAGAGGGAGGCCGUCCCUGGCUCGCCCGACCAACCCCUCUCCUCCAGCUCCUGCGUCCAGCCCAACCAUCGCUCAACGAAGCGGAAGGUGGAAGUGGUUUCUCCGGCGACCCCCAUCCCGGCUCCGACGGAGACAACUCAGGCGUCGGUGUUCCCCCAGAACGGCUCUGCCCGCCGAGCGGUGGCCGCCCAGCCUGGCAGGAAAAGGAAAUCCAACUGCCUCGGUACAGACGAGGACUCCCAAGACAGCCUGGAUGGCAUCCCGUCAGCCCCGCGCAUGACGGGAAGCCUGGUCUCCGACCGUAGCCAUGACGACAUCAUCACGCGCAUGAAGAACAUCGAGUGCAUUGAGCUCGGCCGGCACCGCCUGAAGCCCUGGUACUUCUCGCCUUACCCCCAGGAGCUCACCACCCUCCCCAUCCUUUACCUCUGCGAGUUUUGCCUCAAGUACGUCAAGAGCCUCAAAUGUCUGCAGAGGCAUCUGACCAAGUGCGACCUUCGGCAUCCACCGGGGAACGAAAUCUACCGUAAAGGGACCAUCUCCUUCUUCGAGAUCGAUGGGCGGAAGAACAAAAGCUAUUCACAGAACCUCUGCCUGCUGGCAAAGUGUUUCCUGGACCACAAGACCCUCUACUACGACACAGACCCCUUUCUUUUCUACGUCAUGACGGAAUACGACAGCAAGGGAUUCCACAUCGUUGGCUACUUCUCUAAGGUGGGCUGCGGAGGCCUCGUUCGGAGCCGCGGCGCUGUUGGGUCGUGCUCCUGCAGGGCUUAAGACUUUCUCAUCU
Molecule: messenger RNA, 1150 nt
Organism: Pogona vitticeps (central bearded dragon)
Lineage: Eukaryota; Metazoa; Chordata; Lepidosauria; Squamata; Agamidae
Source: RefSeq, a predicted model, not a curated record